UGCAAACAGCUCUGUUAGUGGCAGUUUUUUAAUAGUUUUGAUAAUAUAAAUUAAAUAUUCUAUACAAACAAAAAACAUGUUUAAAGCAAAUUUUGGCCAAAUAAAAAAUAAACUUCAAGGUUGUGUAAAUUAUGCACAUCCAUAUGCAACAGCAGUUAAUCUGAAUAAAACACCAAAUACGGAAUGGCUGAGUGGCAAAAAAUUUGAGAGCAUACCUGGUCCCUCUAAAUAUCAAAUACUAAGAGCAUUUAUGCCAGGAGGGAAAUUUUAUAAAAAAUCCUUUAUAGAAUUCAAUCGCCAACUAAGAUCUCAGUAUGGAGACAUAUUUUUGGUGCCGGGACUUUUUGGCAAACGUGAUGUUCUUUUUACUUACAAUCCCAAAGAUUAUCAGCAAGUGUUUCGUACGGAAGGUAUAUAUCCCAUGCGCAGAGGAUUUGAUAUAAUACAAUAUCAUCGCAAAGAACUGAAAAAGGAUAUUUUCAAACAUGCUGUAGGCUUGGUGGCAGAACAAGGCGAAAACUGGUCUAAAUUUCGUUCUGCUGUCAAUCCAGUCAUGAUGAAUCCAAAAACUAUAAAAAUGUAUCUACCAAAAACCGAUCAAGUAGCCAUAAAAUUUGUUGAAUGUAUAAAACGCAUAAGAGAUCCAGCUACACAAGAAGUUCCGGAAAAUUUCGAAGAAUAUAUAAAAUAUUGGACUAUGGAUGCUGUGGGUCUGGUGGCUUUAGAUACCGACUUAAAUAUGCUGGAGAAUAGUGAGGCCCAUCCUAAAGCCAAAAUUAUAAUAGACAAUAUGGAAGAAUUCUUUCAACUACUUUUGGAAUUAGAUAUGCAACCUUCAAUGUGGAAGUUUAUAGCAACGCCGAAAUUUAAAAAGAUUAUUAACAUAUUGGAUAUAAUUAAUGAACUCUCAAUGACUUAUGUUCAGCAAGCUUUGGAAAGAUUGGAGAAGGAGGGCAGCAAUAAGCCAGAAAAUGAUAAAAGUAUUUUGGAAAGAUUGGCUAGCAAAGAUCCUUUAAUAGCUGCAACCAUGGCAAUGGAUAUAUUUAUAGCGGGAAUAGAUACGACAACCUCUGCUUUAACCGCCUGUCUGCUGGCAUUAGCUCAAAAUCCCCAACAACAAUUGAAACUAAGAGAGGAACUUUUAACGAUCUUGCCUCAAAAAAAUUCUGCUUUAAACCAAGAAAAUAUGAACAAUCUUCCCUUUUUAAGAGCUUGCAUAAAGGAAUCAUUGCGUUUAUAUCCCGUUGCUACCGGCAAUUUUCGCACUACUGGCCAAGAUGUUGUAUUGAGUGGUUAUCGUGUCCCCGCUGACACUGAUGUUUCCAUGACUGCCCAGUUACUGCUAAAAGAUCCGAAAUAUUUUCAACAGCCUGACAAGUUCUUGCCAGAACGUUGGCUACGUUCUCCAGCCUUAGCCGGAGCUGAAAAUGUUUGUCCUGCCAGCAAAGGAGAUCCUUUUGUUUAUCUGCCUUUUGGUUUUGGUCCUCGCAUUUGCAUAGGGAAACGUAUUGUGGAUUUGGAGUUGGAAACCGUAUUGGCCAGAUUGUUAAGAAAUUUUGAGAUAAAGUUUGAUUAUCCUACUGAAGACAUGUUUAAGACUAAUAUUAUCAAUAUACCGGCCAAACCGCUUAAAUUUAAGUUUUGUGAUUUGAAUAAUUAAAC
This is a messenger RNA of Calliphora vicina (urban bluebottle blowfly), 1662 nucleotides long. RefSeq names its product probable cytochrome P450 12a4, mitochondrial. Bases 77 to 1660 code for a protein of 527 amino acids. NCBI's taxonomy places the organism in Eukaryota, Metazoa, Arthropoda, Insecta, Diptera, Calliphoridae. The transcript has 5 exons. Gene Ontology annotation, molecular function: oxidoreductase activity, acting on paired donors, with incorporation or reduction of molecular oxygen; iron ion binding; heme binding. The record is from RefSeq and is a predicted model, not a curated record.